Messenger RNA from Paramecium octaurelia, 1474 nucleotides. The record is from the annotation of a GenBank genome assembly. Lineage: Eukaryota; Ciliophora; Oligohymenophorea; Peniculida; Parameciidae.
AAUAUGGAUUAUGAAACUCUCUUUGUCAUUCUACCCAAGGAACCAAAAAAAUGGUCUCGGGAGGAUGUGUCAUUAUGGCUUAAAUUUGUUGGAUUGUAGUCUCUGGAAAGCACUUUCAGUAUAUAUUUAUAUUUAGGAGUAGCAAAUAAUUCAAUCGAUGGAUCCUGUUUGGAAUUAAUAGAGGAAAACGACUUAAUUGAUGAUUUAGGAAUCAACAGUAAGAUAGUUAGAAAAAAGUUGAUGCAUUGUAAAUAAAUAUUUUAAGAAAGGGUUGAAAAUUGGAUUGAAAGAGUAUGCUUAACAUAUAAAAUCAGUUUUUAUUGAUGACAAGCGAUGUGAUAGGAUGGAAUAAGAAAACACUUCACUUGAAAAUACAGAAUCCGCACAAGCUCAAUAUGGAUAAAUUAAUGUAUAACAUGAUAUGAUGACUAAUUACAUUAAGAAUAAUGAAAUGUUAUCUCAAUAGUUCUAACAACCAUUAUGUGAAAUGUAAGGAGAUGCAUCAUAACAUAGUGAAAACAAGCCUUAGUUUUUAAAGAAAUAAUAAACCGGCAAUUAAUUAGACUAGGAAAUAGAAAAUUUAGAAUCACAAGUGUAAAAUGAACUCAUUAUUCAACCAACCGAAGGACCAUAGACUAAUUUCUAUUGUAUCAAAGAAUCAGGAGGUAAAAUAGGAAGGCACUCCAACAACUAGAUUUUGAUAUUAGAAGAAAGCAUAAGCAGAUUUCACGCGGAAAUUGUGUUUUAAAAUAAAGAUGUAAAUAAUUAAUGUUGAAUGGGAUAGUUUUUCAUAAAAGACAUUGGAUCAACAACUGGGACUUUCAUCAAAGUAGAGAGCAAAUUAGAAUUGUAAGUUGGAAUGAUCAUAGAGCUUGGAAGCAAUCAAUUUGAGAUUUAGCAAUUAAGUAUGAAUAAUCAAAUAGUUGAAGUAAGCUAAUGUUUAUCUUAAUUUAGAUUGUCAUGUUGAUAGUAGAGGGGUUGAAUUCAUCUGAAAAGCACAUAAUAGCUUUGAAUCCUUAAAAGUGUGUUACAACUAUAGGUAGAAAAUAAACUGCAGAUCUCACCUUCAGUGAAGAUCAUCAUCUCUCAAAUAUACAUGCCAAGAUUUGCCUAAUUGAGGGACGUGUCUAUUUGGAAGAUAUGGGAUCCACUAAUGGGUAUUUUAAUUUAUUUGAUUAACAGUUCCUGGAUUAGGUUGUCAAAAGAAGGAUAGUUCUCAUAGUUAUAUCCUUUAGAGAACCAAACAGUAUUCAAGAUUGGAACCACUUCUACUUAUUAAUGCAAAAGAAGUACUCAGGUGGUUGCAGAUAAGAAUAAUGAGAAUAGUUGUAUAAUUUGUAUAGAAAAUGAUCGGGAUGCUCUGUACAUGCCCUGUAAACAUAACACUGCCUGUCUCAAAUGCAGCAAGAAUUUGAAGGAUUGUCCCAUUUGCAGAACCAAAAUCCAAGAUGUUAUUAGGAUCUACAAAAACUGA